AUGUAUCCGCUCAAAGUAUUCAGAAGGUUACUACACAAUAGUGGUGAGAGUUUCGACAGUUAUUUAGAAAAAGCGUUUUGUAUCGUGAGGAAACACUGGAUUAUCCAUCACAUCCCUAUUUUUAGAAGAAACCUUGACGUCAUGGUGGUGCCGAGAAAAACGUUCGCCGCUGGAGUCCUAGUGGUUUUCUGCGCUGUCGCCAUGAUGGCUACGUGCGCCGCUACUUUUAAUCGGGAUGGAUACGAAGAACCGCUCGAAGGUCUAACUAACCACCGCGGCAAAGGACAUCGUCGUUUGUCUUUACGUUACGAGCCAGAAGAUGCUGACGAGUACCUGACCAACAUCAGGCAACAAAGCGUCGAAUCAUUCGUCCCCAACGAAGACGGGAACAUCCCAGGUCUCUACACUAACUCCGGACGCGCAAAGAAUAACGAUAAAAGGGGUGUCUUCCGCUACGGCUAA
Helobdella robusta is the source of this 462-nucleotide messenger RNA. RefSeq lists its product as hypothetical. Bases 1 to 462 code for a protein of 153 amino acids. The record is from RefSeq and is a predicted model, not a curated record. Lineage: Eukaryota; Metazoa; Annelida; Clitellata; Rhynchobdellida; Glossiphoniidae. The transcript is spliced from 5 exons.